This is a messenger RNA of Cynocephalus volans (Philippine flying lemur), 1431 nucleotides long. It is a transcript of the gene MMP10, whose product is annotated as matrix metallopeptidase 10. Lineage: Eukaryota; Metazoa; Chordata; Mammalia; Dermoptera; Cynocephalidae. Gene Ontology annotation, biological process: collagen catabolic process; proteolysis; extracellular matrix organization. The transcript is spliced from 10 exons. The record is from RefSeq and is a predicted model, not a curated record. The coding region runs from base 1 to 1431 and encodes 476 amino acids. Gene Ontology annotation, molecular function: metalloendopeptidase activity; zinc ion binding. Gene Ontology annotation, cellular component: extracellular matrix.
AUGAAGCAUAUGGCCAUCCUUGUGCUGUUAUGUCUGCCGGUCUGCUUGGCUUAUCCUCUGGAUGGCGCAGCGAAGAAGGACCCAGACACGGACUUCGUCCAGCAAUAUCUAGAAAAGUACUACAACCUCACAAAAGACAGGAAACAAUUUCUUAGAAGAAAUGACAAUGGUCCUGUUGUUAAAAAAAUCCAAGAAAUGCAGAAGUUCCUCGGAUUGGAGGUGACAGGGAAGGUGGACUCCAGCACCCUGGAGGUGAUGCACAAGUCCAGGUGUGGAGUUCCUGACGUUGGUCACUUCAGUACCUUUCCUGACACGCCGAAGUGGAAAAACACUCACCUUACUUACAGGAUUGUGAAUUAUACACCAGACUUGCCAAGAGAUGCUGUUGAUUCAGCUAUUAAGAAAGCGCUGAAAGUCUGGGAGGAGGUGACCCCACUCACCUUCUCUAGGAUGUAUGAAGGAGAGGCUGACAUAAUGAUCUCUUUUGCAGUUAAAGAGCAUGGAGACUUUUACCCUUUUGAUGGACCAGGAUACACACUGGCUCAUGCCUAUCCACCUGGGCCUGGGUUUUAUGGAGAUGUUCACUUUGAUGAUGAUGAAAAAUGGACAGAGGAUACAUCAGGGACCAAUUUAUUCCUUGUUGCUGCUCAUGAACUUGGCCACUCCCUGGGUCUUCACCACUCGGCCCACACUGAAGCUUUGAUGUACCCACUGUACAACUCAGUCACAGACCUGAGCCGAUUCCGCCUUUCUCAAGAUGAUGUGAAUGGCAUCCAGUCCCUCUACGGACCUCCCCCUACCUCCUCUGACGACCUAACGAUGCCCACAGAAUCUGUUCCUCCAGGACCUGAGACACCCACCAUGUGUGAUCCUGCUCUGUCCUUCGAUGCAAUCAGCACUCUGAGGGGAGAAAUUCUGCUCUUUAAAGACAGAUAUUUUUGGCGCAGAUCCCACUGGAACCCUGAACCUGCACUGAAUUUGAUUUCUGCAUUUUGGCCCUCUCUUCCAUCAAAUUUGGAUGCUGCAUAUGAAGUCAAGAGCAAGGAUACUGUUUUUAUGUUUAAGGGAAAUAUGUUCUGGGCCGUCAGAGGAACUGAGGUACAAGCAGGUUAUCCAAGAAGCAUCCAUACCCUGGGUUUCCCUCCAACCAUAAGGAAAAUUGAUGCAGCCUUCUCUGAUAAAGAAAAGAAGAAAACAUACUUCUUUGUAGAGGACAAAUACUGGAGAUUUGAUGAAAAUAGAAAGUCCAUGGAGCAAGGCUUCCCCAGACUAAUAGCUGAUGACUUUCCAGGAGUUAAGCCAAAAGUUGAUGCUGCAUCACAGGCAUUUGGAUUUUUCUAUUUCUUCAGUGGAUCAUCACUGUUUCAGUUUGACCCUAAUGCCAGGGUGGUGACAAAUGUAUUGAAGAGUAACAACUGGUUAAAUUGUUAG